Molecule: messenger RNA, 5722 nt
Organism: Carassius carassius (crucian carp)
Lineage: Eukaryota; Metazoa; Chordata; Actinopteri; Cypriniformes; Cyprinidae
Product: A disintegrin and metalloproteinase with thrombospondin motifs 2-like
Exons: 23
Coding region: 222-4394 (1390 amino acids)
Biological process (GO): proteolysis; extracellular matrix organization
Cellular component (GO): extracellular matrix
Molecular function (GO): metalloendopeptidase activity
Source: RefSeq, a predicted model, not a curated record
AGUCGGUGAGGAGAGAGGGUGUGUGUGUGUGUGUGUGUGUGUGUGUGUGAGAGAGAGGGAGGAAGAGAGAGUAAUAGAGAGAGACACGCGCUCUCUUCUAGUGCACUUUGCAGUAAGUUGCGGGCGGCUGUUGCUGGCGUGGCGGUUGCUGGUCGCGCAGGGAACUUUAACACGCUGGAUCCCAAAGUCCGUCUCUCUCACCUGCGCAGUUCGGAGCUGCCAUGGAUUUCGCGGCCGGAUUUACUAUCCUAAUCACACUGCCGAUCUUUCUGCAGACGAACGGCCUUUAUAUCUCCAGUAGCAUAGAUUCCCUGCAGCAUGUUCUGGGGGACUAUGGACUGGUGAAGCCCAUUCUUACUGAUGCAGAAGGCCGCUUCCUGUCCCAUGCGGUAUCGGUUGGUCCAGAAGAUGGGCAGUUCCGUAGGCGCUGGAGAAGAGAGGCGGCAUCGGCCGACCACGCCCACCAUGAGUCCGAAGGAGGCACGCCAGAGCGACUCUACUACAACGUCACCGUCUUCGGCCGGGAGUUUCACCUGCGUCUGCAUCGUAACAUGCGCCUGGUGGCUCCCGGAGCCAAGAUGGAGUGGCAGGGUUCCGAUGGCAUGCACUCCGAGCCUUUGAAAAGUGACUGCAUGUAUGUUGGAGACAUUACAGACAUGCAGGGAGCCUCCGUAGCUAUUAGUAACUGCGACGGCCUGGCAGGAAUGAUCAGAACUGAGCAGGAGGAGUUUUUCAUUGAGCCAGUGGAAACGGGACAUCAUGUGACUGAGCAGGAGGAAGAGGAUGGUGGCCGUUCUCACAUUGUGUACCGUUCUGCUGCUGUGAAGAAGCCUCCUGUUAGCUCACUAGCUGCAGACUUCCACUCCAAAGGUGCUGAUUUGGGCGGACUGUUGGACCUUGAGACUCUGUAUCAGGGUGUUGAACGCAGUAUUAACCAGAGCCGACGAGCCCGCAGACAGCUGCCGGAACGAAUCUACAACAUUGAGGUUUUGCUGGGGGUGGACGACUCUGUGGUGCAGUUUCACGGGCAGCAGAAAGUGGAGAAGUACCUUCUCACUCUUAUGAACAUCGUGAACGAGAUCUAUCAUGACCGUUCUCUCGGGGCACGAAUAAACGUGGUGCUAGUUCGGAUUGUUUUGGUUGACGCCAGAAAAUCCACGAGCCUCAUUGAGCUGGGUAAUCCUUCUCAGAGUCUGGAAAAUGUGUGUCGCUGGGCUUUCGAACAGCAGAGGAAUGACACUAACGACAAAGAAUACCAUGAUCACGCCAUCUUUCUUACUCGUCAAGAGUUUGGACCAACAGGAAUGCAGGGUUAUGCUCCUGUCACAGGCAUGUGUCAUCCCGUACGGAGCUGCACUCUCAACCAUGAGGACGGUUUCUCGUCUGCUUUUGUCGUCGCGCAUGAAACCGGCCAUGUGUUGGGAAUGGAGCAUGAUGGGCAGGGGAAUCGUUGUGGAGAUGAGGUGCAGAUGGGGAGCAUCAUGGCCCCACUGGUGCAGGCGGCUUUCCACCGUUUCCAAUGGUCACGCUGCAGUCAACAGGAAUUGGGCCGCUACCUGCAUUCGUAUGAUUGUCUCCGUGACGACCCGUUCGAGCACAAAUGGGAGGAGCUUCCACACCUGCCCGGGCUGCAUUACUCCGUGCACGAACAGUGUCGCUUUGACUUUGGGGCCGGAUACAUGAUGUGCACAGCGCUGCAAAAGGUGGGGCAAUCAGGAGCCCAGUAUCGCCCCUUUGACCCCUGUAAGCAACUUUGGUGUGCUCAUCCAGACAACCCUUUUUUCUGCAAGACCAAAAAAGGUCCGCCCAUUGAUGGCACUAAUUGCGGUGAUGGGAAGCACUGUUUUCAAGGCCACUGUGUACAGUUGACUCCAGACAUCAUGAAAAAGGACGGAAGCUGGGGGAUGUGGAGUGAGUUUGGCUCCUGCUCUCACACCUGUGGAAGGGGACUACAGUUUCGCACACGAGCUUGUGACAAUCCGCGUCCAGCCAACGGUGGACGUAUUUGCUCCGGCCCAAGCUAUCAGUUCCAGAUUUGUAAUAUGCAUGAGUGUGAAGAACCCUACCAAGACUACAGAGCCGAGCAAUGUAGAAUGAUGGACAACGAGUUUAAGUACCAGAAUACCUGGCACCACUGGCUGCCAUAUGAACACCCCGACCCUAAGCAACGCUGCAAACUGUACUGUCAAUCCAAAGAAACCCGAGCUGUAGUCAACAUGCAGACUCUGGUGAAACCUGGAACACGCUGUUCCUACAAAGAUCCCUACAGUGUGUGUGUGGCCGGAGACUGUGAGAAAGUGAGCUGUGAUAAUGUGGUUGGAUCAGCUCUACAGGAAGAUAAGUGUGGCGUCUGCGGCGGAGAUGGAACCAAGUGCAAGACUCACAAGUUUAACUUCACCUUUGUAGAGAAGACAGGUGUCAUUAAAGUGCUGGAAGUUCCCAGAGGGGCGAGACAUCUCUUCAUCCAGGAACUUAAUGGAACUACUCACAUUUUAGCUGUCAUGAAUAAAGCAUCGGGUGAUUUCUUUCUCAAUGCCUAUGGAGAGUACCCAGAGACACGCUCAGUUAUUGAAAAAGGUCUGGAAUGGGAAUAUGAAAAUAAAAACAACAAGGACACCAUUCAAACCAGCGGACCCUUGAAAAACGACGUGGUUGUCAUGAUCCGAAUGCAUGGAUCAGCCAGGGUGAAGGUGUCGAUCAAAUACAUCACUUACUAUGACAGACUGAGUGAUGGUACCAAUGAGAAUAACAUGGUCCCUGAUAAUGCAGUGCCAUAUUCCUGGGUGGUGAAGAGAUGGACAUCCUGUUCCAAGACCUGUGGAGGAGGUAUUCAGAUGACGCGUUACGGCUGCCGUGAGAAUGCAGAGAUGAAGAUGGUCCAUCGCAAAUUCUGUGAGGAAAACAAGCAGCCUCAGCCCCUGUUUAGAGACUGUUACUUGAGAGAGUGUGCUCAGCCCAUCUGGGUGGCUGGAGAGUGGGGCGAAUGCAGUAAGUCUUGUGGGAAGACGGGAACUCAGACACGUUCCGUAAGCUGCGUCCAACCUCUGGUUGACGGCAAGAUCAAAUCCAUUCGCAGCCGUUUCUGCAGUGACGAGCGCCCAGAGUCCCGUAGAGAGUGCAAUCGCAACCUGUGCCCUGCUGAGUGGAGGCUGGGCUCCUGGUCACAGUGCUCAGUGACAUGUGGUAAUGGUACGCAAGAGAGGCAGGUGCUUUGUCAUACCCGUGACAACACCAUUGGACUCUGUCUGGACUCCAAACCUACUGCAUUGAGACUCUGCAGAAUGGAUCCCUGUCCAAGGAGCACUUCUGACUUCAACAAGCACGGCAACUUCCUGAUACAGUGGUUGUCACGUCACGACCCCAAAUACCCCGUGCAGAGGAUGUCAAAACGUUGUCAUGGUGACCGUUCUGCAUUCUGUCACAUGGAGGUGCUGCAGCAGUAUUGCUCUCUGCCGGGCUUUCAGCGCAUGUGCUGCAAGUCCUGUAAAGUUGGCAAUAUCACAAAGACCACUGUGACUGCAAGUAAGCCACCAUCAAAAUUGAAAAUUACCACUAAAGGACUAUUCACCACAGCCCAAAGUCCCACACGCACAGAGUCCACCACCGCGAUGGCCUUUUUGCCAUCUACAGAAGGGAAAAGUGCCACAUCUGUAAGCACACCUUGGUUAUAUACAAUUUUAGCAACGUCAACUGAUACUCUCGGAUAUUCGACAACGCCCUUUUAUCCAUAUACUACAACUCCUCUCUAUAAGCAAACUACUCCAGAACAGAGCACAUCCUUUGCCAUUACUACACCAAGUAGGAUCACAUCUGUACCUGCAGAUUAUGUGGCAAACAGCACCGAAUUACCUGUUAGUACUGUUUUCCCAGUCAUUUUCAGUGAUCUGAAUAAUGGCACUCUCAUUCCCAGCACCACCGUGCAGUUUAAAGAGUCUGGUGAAGGUAGUGGUGCAACAGAUGUGGACAGUAGUGGGAUGUUGCAGUCAACAACAGUGAAUGGUGUGAAUGAAUGGGAAUUGACAACCUCAGUCAAUAUGGAUGUCAGCAUCCCUGUGACAUCUAUAGUAGAGGUGCUAACAACCACUGAAGAACCUGCUCCCCUGGUACCAAGCAUUACAACUUCAACUUCCAGUACACCACUGUCCAGUACAACAGCAUCUGGCACAGAGAAGACGAGUGGACGGCAAAAUAAAGUGGAAGAAGUGAGUGAGAGCAAUGCUAUUGAUAUACCGUAUCGAAUAAUCCCAUUGGACAAUGAGUUUCCUGUGAAUAACAUCAUCCCCAGAAGAGGACGCGUGUUUCUGCGUGAGAAAACACGGAAUAAGCGCAUCCAGGAACUGCUUGAGGAGAAGCGCAACUUUUUGAGAAGGAUGAAAAGAGCACAGGGGAUUUGAACCCUGUCCAGUUUCUCUUAUAGAGAUACAGCUGCCAAAUGCAACUUCUGAAUCUAGACUUUAUUUUGGUGCUUGGGUCAAGAACUGGAAAAUGUCCAAAAUAUUGCUGUGAACUGACGCUUUCCCCUCUUUUAAUGACAUGGCAAACUGAUCUUUGUGAAAGUCACAAGUGUUUGCACAGUUGUUUCGGCAGGUUUCACUAAAGGCUAUUGUAAUUCAAAGUGAUUUAUCAUUUUAAAGGAUUAGUUCAGCCAAACAUUUAAAUUGUGUUAUCAUUUAUUCAACCUUGUGUCUUUCCAAACCUGUACGAGUUUCUUUCUGCCAUGGAACACAAAAACAGAGAUUCAGCCAUUUUUUUUAUUUCCAUUUUCCGUAUUACAUAAGUGAAUGGUAGUGAGGAGCUAUGAAGCUCCAAAAGUGACAAUAAAGCAUCAUACAAAUCAUCUUCCAAAGUCUUCUGGAACCAUGUGGUAUUGUGCCAAAAAACAAGUAGUUUUUCACAGACAGUAUCAUAAAUAAAUCAUAAAUCUUUAAUAUCAUUCACAUUCCAAGAAAUCCGAACACGGUUCAUUAAGAUUUUUAUGGUACUUUUAUGGUUCUGUUUUAUCUGUUUUGGAAGCUUGACUGCUUCUCGUCCCCAUCCCCUUUCACUGAAUGGAAAAAAAGCAGCAUGAAAAAGAAAAGAAAGCCAACAAGAGGGUAGGUGAAUGAUGAUAGAAAUUUCAUAUUUAGGUGAUCUAAAAAUCAUAGAAACUGAGUUAGGCAAAUUAUCAUUUGCACAAAUCGAUGCUUCCGAACAUGUUAUUCUCCAAAUAUGCUCAAUGACAGAUACAGACGAUAGCCACAUACUGUAUUAUGAAUAAAUAAUCAAAAAAAAAAUUAGUUGACACCAGUCUGAAAUGUACGUUGACUACAGUGUGUUUCAGCUGCACAUUUUAUCAUAAAAAUUUCUAAUAAUUAAAAAAAAUGUGGUGAUGUGAAUAUAGUAAUAAACAAAAAACAAAACAAUUAGUCCAGUCAAUAAGACAUUGAUAUGUACCUAUAUCACAGUCACACUAAUGAAUCAUUUGAUAAGAACAAUUCAGGGAUGCACCGUAUUACACAUGUUAAUUUUGCGCUUGUGAAUUAUAUUUCUUUUCACCAGUAUUCAAGCUUGUGCUGAAACUUUAUCAGAUCAGGUCAAGAUGAUAUAUAUUUUUAUUUGUGAGAUUUUGACUUGUUAUAAGAAUACUUUACACCCUACCCAAAGAUGUCAAAGACUCCAGCAUUAUGUAAAAAGCAGAAAAAAAAGUCAAAAACAAAAAUAAAUUGUAUAUGUCGCAAAAAAA